AUGGUAGAUAGCAACAGUUCACCUCAAUCUGACGACGCUAGCGUCGUUGCUAUCAUACAUCCCUCUCUGCGACUUUGCAGCAGCUGCGCAUCCUUUCCGUGGCCAUCGGGACUCAGCACCAAGAGAUUCCUUGUUGAAAGUCUGACCUUUAACGAAACAUUCUCGUCCGUCCAAAAAUCAGCCGAUGAAGGUUGUGUGUUAUGUCGCUUUAUUUGGUUAUUGAUAGUCAACGACUGUGUAGUAACCAAAGAGGUUUUGGAGUCAGAAGAAUUUACGAAGGGAUCAGUUGAGUUACGAAUUACCAUGAUCGAAGGGGUCCUGACACUAGACCCGAUCGUGCUCCAGAAGGGUCGAGUACUCUCUGGCGCUACGGGAAUUAGGUUUGAACCUUUUGAGUGUAGUGAGGUUGAGGUGGCGGGAAAAUUCAAGACACGUUACAUCAAAGACUUCGCCGAGGAAAACAUCCAACACGAAGUAGCUGAUCUCGUUGAGCAUCAGAUUCAGCCUUGGAUAAAGAGCUGUUGCUCAAGGCUCGCAGAUCACGAAGACUGCGGACCGAAAGAUAACACCUCAGGUCUACCAACACGACUAGUUGAUGUUGGCAAGGGGAAUGAUUCCCUGGUCAAACUCGUCGAUGUCAAGAGCUGCAAUUACAUCCAAGACUCUCCCUACCUUAUCCUCAGCUACUGUUGGGGAAGAGGCAACGAAAGUUCCAAAACUACAGAAAAUAAUCUCGCCGCACGGCUUCGUGGUUUUUCUGUGCCGGACCUUCCCAAGACCAUCCGAGAUGCCAUCCUUCUGACAAGAAUGAUGGGGUAUCGAUACCUAUGGGUGGAUGCAAUAUGUAUUAUCCAAGGACCAAGUGGUGAUUUUCAUUCAGAGUCGACCAGAAUGGGAGAUUACUACUCGAAUGCCGAGUGUUGUAUCUCUGCAUCGAUUGCGACUGAUAGCCAACAGGGCUUUUUGACGGAACGCCCGCUUGCAAGAUUUCCUAUAGAGGACAUCGCGAUCAAGAUCGCCAGACGUGAAGAGCCAGGAUACUCCAUAUUCAAAUCGAAUCACAACAAACCAGGUGGGAAGAGACCCCUCCUUAAGUCACCGCUGACGGAACGCGGAUGGUGCUUGCAAGAGGCGGCACUAGCAAAGCGGAUACUUCACUGGACCCUCCGAGGAGUAUUUCUCGAAUGUCAGAGUACGCUUUUCCUCGAGGGUAGAAAGGAUCCGUGGGAAUAUAAGGGCCCACUGAUAGACGUGUCCCAUGACAAAUUCCUUUCACCGAGAGAAGUCAUGGUGAUGCCUAAUAAAGAGAUACUUUUCUCAAGGGGGUGGUAUCAGCUUGUCACUGAUUUCUCAAAGACAAAGCUGACGUAUGAGACGGAUCGUUUGUACGCCAUUCAUGGCCUUGCGUCUAUACUCAUUCGACGUUUGAAUGCUGAAUAUUUUAACGGCCUCUUCCGGAGAAGUAUCGCACAGGGCCUUCUAUGGUAUCAUUGGUCCAGCUCGCAUGAGGCAUGUAGGAGACCAGACAACGCCCAGCUACCAUCAUGGUGCUGGGCAUCGAGUUGUCCCGUUGAAUUCAUGAGGAUCCAUCAGACUCCGGUAUACAUACGGGAUGACCACCCCAAACGGCCUUCACGCUUCCCUACGCAUCCUGGGGCUAUAAGCAUGGUGGAGGGCAAUACCGCUAGACUUUACAUUAGAGCGCCCAUCAUUCAACUAGAGAUUGGGAGGAAUGAUGUUGGGUACAUAAAGACUAGUGGCUCAGGUGAUACGGCGAAGUUCGAAUGUUGGUAUUAUUUGGACUCAAAUCGUCCAGUUAUGCGUGAUAUGUCUCGAGCUGAACACUACGAUGAUGCGGAUUGGGGAGAAGGCUAUAGCGUAUUAUGGAUGCCUGUAGGCCAAUCAGUUAGUAUGCCAUUGUUUGUUAUGGGAUUAUUAGUGCAUGAGGUGCCUAGUGAAGGAGAGGGGGUUUAUUGCCGGUAUGGGCUGUUGCAGUACAAGGGCCAAGGUGACUCUAUACUGGAUGAUCAACGCUUAAACAACGUUAGCGAGAUAACUUUAAUAUAG
This is a messenger RNA of Fusarium mangiferae, 2067 nucleotides long. RefSeq lists its product as uncharacterized. The transcript is spliced from 2 exons. The record is from RefSeq and is a predicted model, not a curated record. NCBI's taxonomy places the organism in Eukaryota, Fungi, Ascomycota, Sordariomycetes, Hypocreales, Nectriaceae. The coding region runs from base 1 to 2067 and encodes 688 amino acids.